AACAGAACUCAUUUAACAGUCAUUAAACAAUAAAGCUACUGUAAACCAGCACAAAUUAAUCAGAAAAAAUGAUGAAUAAAAUUGUGAUUAUUGCACUUUUCGCACUUAUUACCAUCGUCAAUUGUGGAGUUCUGCCAGCUGCGUAUAUCAGCCCAUUCGCAUCAACAUACAAUGCACAUACAAUCAAUCACGCUGUUGCAGCUCCAGUCGUUGCAGCACCAGCUGCUAAGUUAUUAGCUUCGCCUUAUGCUUUGCCUUACAGUCUGCCCUACUCUUCACCAUACGCCUACUCGCCGUAUGCAUUUCCAUCGAACUACUAUCUCUAGACAUUCACCAUUUAAAUUUUUCCACAAAUUAUUUGUCGAUGAAACAACGUGAACAAAAGAAAUAAAAAAUAUGAAAAAGAAUUUAAAUACAAAUAAAUAAAGUUUCUACUUUUUGAUUAUAUCAGCAAAUCUUUUCUCAGAGCCAAC
Molecule: messenger RNA, 473 nt
Organism: Clunio marinus
Lineage: Eukaryota; Metazoa; Arthropoda; Insecta; Diptera; Chironomidae
Source: the annotation of a GenBank genome assembly